AUGUUCAGAGCAAUCACUGGACUUGAGCUCAUUCGACUUGAAUCUGCCAAAACCAUUUUAGACACUCCAGCAGCAGAAUUGCUUGGUGCCGCGUGUUCAGAGCACGUAUGCGAUGAUUUAAUAGCUGAUGAAUUCGGCCCCUGUGGCUCAAGGGUCAACUUGACACAAGAAGUUCUGGCACUUACUCAAUUGAAGCUGAGACUUGAACGAGUCUAUGAGGUCUUCGCAAAGACUAUCGGCUGA
Messenger RNA from Protopolystoma xenopodis, 243 nucleotides. The record is from the annotation of a GenBank genome assembly. NCBI's taxonomy places the organism in Eukaryota, Metazoa, Platyhelminthes, Monogenea, Polystomatidea, Polystomatidae.